AUAAAUGAUAUUAGAUUAUUUCAUAAUUUAGUAAAUAAAUCAUUUUAUUUAAAACGAUUUUUAAAGAAUAGAAAAGGCUUUAAAAACUGUGAAAAGAUUUUCCCAAUUCUUGAUCAAUAAUGGAUUCAGAUAUUCAAGAACAAAACCACUUAACGCCUAAAGAAAUCACAUUUUUCAACAAUUUUGACGGAUUGAAUCCUUAUCACUCAGACUUCACUCUCACCGAUAAUACAAAUUUUGAGAAUACUACUACUACUACGAGGUUCGGAACAUCCCCACUUUUCGAAGAAAAUACUAUCGAUCAACCCCCAGAUACCGCGGAACGACAUAGCCCCAUUUUAAAAGAUUUGCAGGAUUCGUCAGAUUCACGCGUAAAUACACCCGAGACUUCACAGAAUAAUACGUCGUACUUUUCGGCUACCAAAGAUAGUCUCACGAAUACUUACGUGAACGAAACGAACGAAGAACCAUCUCAACAUCUCUAUUCCUUAGUCAGUUGUGAAGAUCAUUUAUUGGAUUAUCGAGACGAAGACUUUGGCUUAAUAAAUAAAGAGAAUAAUCGUGCUAACACGCUUGAACAAGACACCCUCACGCACCAUUCUCUUAAUUCCGGCGAUCAUCAUAACAAUCGGAAUUUCGCAAGGAUCUCAAAUCCAACCCACGAUUUAUUUAGCGAGCAAGAUUAUAACACGAUCCCACUUUCAUCCUCCCCAUCUUUACCUAUUAUAGAAGAUAACAAAGUGUCAGACAUGGAAACCUCCAACUUUGAACAGUUCCAACACACCAAUGGCUCCCAAGAGCUUCACAAAUCCCUAAAAUACGAUAAUAAUAAUAUUGGUAUGUUACCAUCCCAAAAACACGAUUCGCUCCUCCAUAACGAGUACGUUACGAAUGGACACGGUAACUCUCUUCCACAGGAAAGCGUUAAAUUCACUCUCUGCCAGGAGGAUCCAACCCACUUGGAUUCACAUUCCGAUGCCUGCAAGAGUAAAUCCAAUGCUAACGACUCUAAUUCUCGAGGAAGUCAGAAUUUAUCACCGGUUCUCAAAGAAAAAUCAUCUAAUUCGCAGUCUAUAAAGGAGUUGACGGACAUGAUAGAAAAGGUGAACUUGAACAACGAGGUCCAAAUCAAUGGCGUGGCCGGAGACACGCUCAUGACUAACGGUCACUCCGAUUAUUACCACCACCAAGAAAGUCAAAAGGAAAAUUGUCAAGAGAUCAACCACAAAAGCAUAUGUACGGGGGACAACGCAUCGCCUAUCAAAAAGCAGCAACACUCCAAUAAUGAUCUUAAAUCGCCGCUCACUCCUCACGCUAACGCUAAUAAUCUCAAACAAGGCUCAAAAUCGGCGACUCCUAAAUUGGGUGGUAAAAGGGCAGAUUAUUCUCACGUGAAGUCCAAAUGCGGAUCGCUAUCUUUCGUUAAAACCUGUACCGUUACAUCGCCUGCUCUUAAUGAAACUCAAAACAAAGAGGACAAGAAAACUGGAAACGCCAAAAGGACCAACACUUCUCUUAAUUUGUCAAGCGGGAAGGGGACCAACGAACAAUAUCUCAUGCACAAAUCUGUCAGCCAACAACCCAAAACCAAUGGACUUUCCCCUUACAAGAAGCCAGAUUACUUGAAGAACGUGCAAAGCAAGAUUGGGUCCUUGCCUAUCGGAAUAGCAACACCUCACCUUACUAAUAAGGUCAUGAGCAACAGCGACGAAAAUCAACCCAAGCCUAAAAAGACGAACAUUUCCACGACCGCGAAUAUAAACUCGAAAAUUAGCGACCUUAAGAAUAAAGUUAAAUCCAAGAUUGGGUCUUUAGAAAAUGCUUCCUACACUCCUGCCGGGGGAAAAAUUAAAAUUCAAUCAUACAAACUAGACUUCAAGGAUAAAGCGGCCUCGAAGGUACAAUCUAAACCAGUGGGCAAUCUUAAAAGUCCUUUGAUGAAUACGAAUGACGUUCAACUAGUGACAGCUAAUCAAUAAAACUUUCGUUUAUUUCUAACCCCUUUUGUUCAUUUACGAAAAUAACUUAAAAUUUUGAUUUCUGUAGAAAUUUUACAUGUUUGUAGUUUAUAUAAUUAAAUAUAUUUUUAUUUCCUUCACAACGUUUUACUUUUAUAUAUAUUUUUUUUCUUCAAAUUUCGAAUAUUGUCUCCAUAUAUCAUGUCAAUGCUUUUUUUUAAAAUAAACCUUCAGCAUUCAUUCUUUAAAUGUUUUAGUAAUGAUUAUAUGCGCCAAAAAAGCAACUGUGGUGGUAAGUAGUAAAUUUUAGCUUGGCAUUUUCUUAUUAUACAAGUUUUUAUAUAAUUAAUCUCGUUAUGACUAACAAUUUUGCCCUAUUAAAUUGUUAUAUUAUUAUUAUAAUCCAAAUUUAAUUCAUAUAAAUUUUAAUAUUAUGGAUGUAUUAUAUUUUCUAAAAUAUUUUUUUUCAAUGCAUUAGUUAUAUGUACACACACAACACAAAUGAAGGUUAUAUAUUGGAU
Messenger RNA from Gordionus sp. m RMFG-2023, 2479 nucleotides. Its product is annotated as probable serine/threonine-protein kinase MARK-A. Lineage: Eukaryota; Metazoa; Nematomorpha; Gordioida; Chordodea; Parachordodidae. Gene Ontology annotation, molecular function: tubulin binding. The transcript has 9 exons. The coding region runs from base 120 to 1979 and encodes 619 amino acids. The record is from RefSeq and is a predicted model, not a curated record.